AUGAGUUUGGCUUACCAAUACCGUUAUCCUCCCGGACUAAUCAAACCCAAUCAACAUAAAUCCCCAAGAAUCAACCCCAAAAGAUUGCUGCAGAUUUCAAGUGCACAGAAGAGAUGCUUGAGGUGCAACACCCUUUACGACGACAACGACAACUCUGCAACUGCUUGUUCUUUCCAUGGCCACGCCACUGGGGAGAGAGGAUUAUUUGCAUUGGCCCCACCUCACCAAGGAAUUGAUGGAGAGUGGAGUGAUAAAUCUGGUGUGAUUGUGUACAAAUGGAAUGAGAAAGACGAGAGGCCAAACACUGGCAGAUCCAACUGGAAAAGGAGAUGGAGCUGUUGUGCAGAGUAUGACGAGAAUGCUCCCCCUUGUCAACGAGGACGCCACGUGUCCUAUGAUGAUGGUUUCACCUUGUACUGA
Striga hermonthica is the source of this 420-nucleotide messenger RNA. NCBI's taxonomy places the organism in Eukaryota, Viridiplantae, Streptophyta, Magnoliopsida, Lamiales, Orobanchaceae. The record is from the annotation of a GenBank genome assembly.